UACCAGUCGUUGUUCGUCAUUUGUCUCGUGGUCAUUCCUGCAAGUUUUCGAAUAACAUUUAGAAACUAAUGUGUGCGUGAACUCUUCAUUUAAAAUAUUUGAAAGAAAACAAAUAAAUGUUUUCAUUUAAUUUUAUUAGUUCAAGUGUUGGAAAUUAAGAAGCAAAAAAAAAAAAAUUAAUUAAAUUCUAAAUUUAAAAAGUGAUUUUUUUUCGAGUGGAAAAGAGAGUGAAAAGAAAAGACAAUUAUUGAGGAAAACUAUUUAAGGAAAAAAAAAGAAAUUUUUACACGCGUACACGUGGCUUUAUUUAUUGUGAUAAGAUUAAUUUCUUUCCGCAAUUUUUUUUUCUCUUAUUUUGGAGUAAAUGUAAAAAUUGCGAAAUGUGACAAUAAUAUUUUAAAUUAAAGGGAAAGAAAUAUUAUAAGUGAUAAAGUUUAUCUUUCGUUUAGUGUAUGGAAGUUUCUAACUACUAUAAAAUAUACUUGUUACGUUCAAAACUAAAUUUACAGAGGAUCUAUUUAUAAGUUUCAUAAAUAAAUGCACACAAAAGAUGUCAGAAAUGGAAGAGAGAUCAUAUUUUCAUUGGGCCGAUUGGUUUGUUUUUGCGUUGAUGCUAUUAAUUUCUGCGGCGGCGGGAAUUUGGCAUUUCAGAAAAGCUCAAAAAUCCAAUACUGAAGUUUAUUUAUUGGGUGGAAAAGGAAUGAGUCUUUAUCCAGUCUCAGCUUCACUUGUUGCAAGUUUUAUAUCGGGUGUAACAAUUUUGGGCACACCGGCAGAAAUUUACAAUUUUGGUACCCAAUAUUGGAUAACAAUAAUCUCAAUUCUUCUUUCUGGAAUUGGCGUUGCACUCGUUUAUCUUCCAGUUUUCUUCACUCUAAAACUUAAUUCCGCUUACGAGUAUUUGGAGUUAAGAUUCAACUCGUCAGUGAGAAUUUUAAUUUCCCUCAUUUUUGUCGUCGACGUGGUUCUCUACCAGUCGAUUGUGAUUUACGUUCCUGCGUUGGCAUUAAAUCAAGUGAGUGGAAUAAAUGUUCACUUAAUCGGCACUAUCGUCUGCUUGACAUGCGUCUUUUACACAGUGUUGGGUGGUUUAAGAGCAGUUGUCUGGACGGACGCACUUCAAGUGGCUGUGAUGGUAACCGCUGUGAUAACUGUGACAAUCUUAGGAACAAUUUACAUUGGCGGACCUUCGGCCGUUUGGCAGAAAGCCCAAGAUGCCAAGAGAAUACAAUUUUUUAAUUUUGACGUCUCACCGUACACUAGACACACAGUCUGGACUGUUUUAUUUGGAUCAUGGCUCUACAGUAUGGGCUAUAUUUCAGUAAAUCAAACAAUGGUGCAAAGAUAUACUUCUUUGAAAGAUUUGAAAACAUCAAAACUAUCAAUAGCAAUUUUUACGAUUGGCGUAAUGGCGUUUAUUUCAUUGUGCUGCUGGUGUGGACUUGUUCUAUUGGCCUGGUGGUCGCCACCAAAGUGUGAUCCAAGAGCAAGUGGUCUAAUUAUUGCUGACGAUCAACUUUUGCCCGCUUACGUCAUGGAAAUAGCGGGCAAAUAUCACGGUGUGCCCGGUCUUUUUAUUUCUGGUGUUUUUGGAGCCGCGCUCAGUACCUUAUCGGUUGGACUUAAUUCAACGUCAGUGGUUCUUUUGGAGGAUUUUGUGAAGGGAUACUUUAAAUUGAAGCCCACCGAUCGAUGUGCGAGAAUAUUUGUUAAAAGUAUUAUCAUUAUUCUUGGACUACUUGCGCUCGCACUUCUUUUUCUUAUUGAAAAAUUAGGAGGUGUUCUUUCGGUGACCAGCAGUUUGGCAGCAAUUGCUGCUGGAACUUCUUUUGGAGUUUUUACUUUAGGCAUGUUGUUCCCCUGGACAAAUUCUAAGGGUGCUUUUGUUGGUGCAAUAGCAGGAUUCGUGAUAUCCGGUUGGGCGAGUCUUGGGGCAAAUGCAGCAAUUGGUUCCGGUAUUGUGAUGCCAAAAAAAUUGCCAGUCGACUAUUCGUAUUGUCCAGGAAAUAUCAGCGAAUCAUUUUUGGAUCAAUUUAAAUACGUUGAUGAAGAAGACGUGUUUCCUUUUUAUCGACUGUCUUAUCAUUGGUUCGCUGGUUUGGGAACAAUUGUUGUUAUUGUGGUGGGAAUAAUCGUCACUUUGAUAACUGGACCACUAGAUCCUUCUACUGUCGACAGGUCAUUACUUUCACCAGUAAUUCACAGAUGGUUACCGAGACCGGGUUACUAUGACGAAAGCGGAAAUUGGAGGCGGCCGUCGAGUCAAUUUUCGGAUUUUAUAAAUCAUCGACACAAUCCAAAUAGCGAAGUAACGAAAUUUUAAAUAUUUUUUUUUCUAUUUUAUUUUUCCAAUUUAGCGAAUUAAAUUUUCUGGACUCUAAUAUGUAGAGUUGACGAGAAAAAUAGCAAUGAAGUAUUUUUUUAGGACUUUUCUAAACCUCCAAAGUUAAAUUCAUCUGGAAAAAAUUUUUUAUUUUGCAAAUGAAAUAUUUUUAUAGAAAAAGCUUUUUUACAAGAAAAAAACAAUCAACUCUUUUAUGAAGUGAGAAUUUAGAAAAAACAAUUUUUGUUUAAAUUGUACUUAAGACAAUUUUUUAUUAAUAAAAUAAAAAAUUAUUUUUAUAAAA
Molecule: messenger RNA, 2627 nt
Organism: Leptopilina heterotoma
Lineage: Eukaryota; Metazoa; Arthropoda; Insecta; Hymenoptera; Figitidae
Product: sodium-coupled monocarboxylate transporter 2-like
Exons: 15
Coding region: 551-2323 (590 amino acids)
Biological process (GO): sodium ion transport; transmembrane transport
Cellular component (GO): membrane
Molecular function (GO): symporter activity
Source: RefSeq, a predicted model, not a curated record